Messenger RNA from Mangifera indica (mango), 1187 nucleotides. RefSeq lists its product as uncharacterized. The transcript has 2 exons. Bases 430 to 1074 code for a protein of 214 amino acids. Lineage: Eukaryota; Viridiplantae; Streptophyta; Magnoliopsida; Sapindales; Anacardiaceae. The record is from RefSeq and is a predicted model, not a curated record.
AAAAAAAGAGAAUUUCACCAUCACUCUCUCUCGCAGACCCCAUUCUCUUCAAUAUCGCUCACUGCCUCCAAACCCAAACUGAACUCAGCCGUUUCCGCGCCGUCUGCAGCUCGUUCCGCUUCGCCGUCCUUCUCCCCUCUCCGAAACUUGCUCCCGUUCAUUAUUACUAUGACCCUGGAAUCUCCGACCCCCCUUUGCAGCUCAUCAUUGCCGAAUCCACUGUCUAUGCCUUGCAACCCCUUUCCCACGAGGCGCCUCCUUGGAUAGUCAAAGUUGAAAAAUCUAGCCAGGCGAAAUCCUGGGUCCACGACCCCUUUUCUCGCCGCCAUUUUGAAGAACACGUUCUUGAAAUGUUGCCUCAGUCAGUGAACUUGCUGGAAUAUCGUGUGCAGGAAAUGGGUAAAGGCUAUAGAAUUGACUGGGUUCUGGAUGAACAUCCGAGACGGUUUAGUGGGUGGAAAUAUAUUUUGUUACAAAAAGUUUGCUGUCUCUGCAGAUAAUGAUGAGUUAGCAGUUAUGGUUUUUCUGAAUUUGGAAUUGAUGGUUUGGAGGAGCUGUGAUAAGAAAUGGGUCAACUUGGGUUUUGGUGAUGUUGAUGUUCAGGAUAUUGUUUAUUAUAAGAAGCAGUUUCAUGUGGUGAUGUCAAAUGGGCAUAUUUUAAGCGUUAAUCCGAAGUCUUUGGAGCUAGACGCAGAAGAGCAAGAGUGGAUUGAAGUGAAGGAUUUGGAGGGUAGAGCAUUGUUUCUGUUUGAUGGAGGUAGCUUAUUUAUUUUGUCUAAAGAUUUUCCGGCAAUAAAACCAAAUUGUGUUUAUAUGGGUGAAACUGGUUUCUUUGUGGUUACAUAUGAUUUCCCCGGGAUGUAUGCUUCAAGUUUCAACUUCAGUGACGGUAGUAAUAAGUGGCUCGUAUCAUUUCCUGAAUCUUCUGAGAUUUUUGGGCCUGCACCAGCUUGCCUCUUCCCUGAAUGUAAGGUUUUUUCUUUUAAAAUUGUAUAUUGUAUAGCACUAGCUGUGUUGAAUUCGCAGGAGCGGACUUAUGUUUAUGGUUCAUUCUGUAUUUAUUUAUUGCAAUGACAUAUUAGAUUCUUAUUUGUUUGACUAGAUUGAAGGCUCUUUAACAAGAUUAUGUAAGCAUUGAAAAUGCAGAUUUAAAAAGCAUAUCAAAAUUGUAUGUUAGUUGGAUCUGC